Cordyceps fumosorosea ARSEF 2679 is the source of this 1095-nucleotide messenger RNA. RefSeq lists its product as hypothetical. The transcript is spliced from 3 exons. The record is from RefSeq and is a predicted model, not a curated record. NCBI's taxonomy places the organism in Eukaryota, Fungi, Ascomycota, Sordariomycetes, Hypocreales, Cordycipitaceae. The coding region runs from base 1 to 1095 and encodes 364 amino acids.
AUGAUUGUUGACGUAUGGAGUGGCACUCUCUCAGUUGCCUAUACGGCGACCCUCAUGCUCAUCAACUUUCUUGUGAAACUGUUCCACGACAUGACCCGAAACUUGUGGUAUCACAUCUAUCGCCCUCCCUUGGGCAACAAAGGGCUCUACAGCGAGUCUUGUUUUGAUACCUCUCUCCUCGCUGCCGCUUUCCGCGAGAAAAACUCCUUUGCACCUGUCAGCAAGAGCCUCCAGCCUCACUUCAAUCAGCAUGUACACGACAGCGCACUCGAUCGACUGCUGGCCGACCCCCACGCACUUGCCGCUAUAAAGCAGAACUCGACCACCGCUCCGACUUUAUCACUGGUAUAUGCUAUCAACCUGGCACAAAAUCAGUCAUUCCCUGCCAGCUGCCUUAAUCAUGGUCUUCCCAAGCCCGUACCCAAAGACAAGACGAACACAACACUCAAGGAGGUGCACGAUAGGAUUAGCUCCUUGUCGCCGCGCAAGGGUCUGCCGGACGCACCAGUCACCUUCAAGUACCUCCUUCCCUUCAAGGAAGGGCUCGUUCUUGUCGGCUUCUCCAAGGCCGUCCCAUCCGUCCUCUGCUUUUACGUUUAUGCCACUACAGCAGGCCCCAUUGGCAAUUCGCGUGCUGGCCGUGGAAAGGUCAGCAGUGCCGGGCGACGAACUGGUGCUGGCGUCAAGGGCCGUGGGGGUGGCGGCCGUCGUGGCGGAGGUCGCGGCGGCCGCGGUGGUGGUCGUGGUGGCCGCGCAAAUAAAAACUUUGUCCCCGGCGGUGACGGCGGUGACGGCGGUGACGGCGGCACCGGCGACAGCGGUGACAGCGGCGAAGAUGCUUCCGGCGAACCUGUGCGGUCAAACGAGUGGAUGGAACACCAAGCAGGGCGGAGUUGUCAGCCCGUACCCAAGCCGGAGAAUUUAAUUCCUGAUGAGAUCAGGGCGCUUAAUGAACUUGAAUUCGGUCACAUUGGCGACGCUGAGAAGUGGUACACUAUGUGGGAUCUUCUCUUUGAAGGUCAUACCCGUCCUGACUCGCCUUACAUGGAUCGUGGCAUUGGAGAAAUCCGCUUCCGGAAGCAUUGUCUACCCUGA